This is a messenger RNA of Penicillium riverlandense, 1413 nucleotides long. RefSeq lists its product as uncharacterized. The transcript has 4 exons. Lineage: Eukaryota; Fungi; Ascomycota; Eurotiomycetes; Eurotiales; Aspergillaceae. Bases 1 to 1413 code for a protein of 470 amino acids. The record is from RefSeq and is a predicted model, not a curated record.
AUGGCCUUCGAGUUCAUCGACAACAGUACUACCAUCAGCAGGGCUGAGCGCAAGCGCAUCCGCAGCCAUGUAGCCAAAGGCCGCAACGUGGGGAAGACCAUCGUCCGCCCAUCCCGAAAGAAGCUUGCAGUCCCCCGGACAUUUUCACCCGAGAAUAAAGAGAAUCAACCGCGAGACAGAGAAAUCGAACGUCAAAUUGGCGACGGGCUAUCUGUUCUCGGGCUACCAGCGCCACCGACUCUGGCGUCCAAACGCCUCGUCCAGAAAGCCCUAACCUUCUUCUCCGGUCCCCGACAUGCCCCAGAGCUAGACAAGGCCCUCGAUCCCUAUGCUCGCAAUCCCGCCACCAUCUGGACGCAAUUCAUCUUCAUGGACGAGGCCUACUUCCAUUGUGCCAUGGCAAUGGCCAUAACAGCCUUAAACAGCCUGGUAGUGCAAUCCGAGGACCCAGCCGACGCAAUGCGUCACUUGGCGCUCUCGCUGCGCAUGGUGAAUCAACGACUCGUAUCCCCCCACGACGCCCUCUCAGACACGACCAUAGCCGUGGUUAUCAUGCUGUCUCAUUACGAGCGGCAUCAGGGUCAUAUGCGUCAGGGGCAGGUGCAUUUUGAUGGGCUGCUUCGUAUGGUGGAGCUGAGGGGUGGAAUUACGUAUCUGGCGAAGACCAAACCUAGUAUAGCCCUGAAACUGUACAUAACCGAUCUGGACUAUGCUCUCCAACUAGGUAUUUCGACGCAUUACAGCGUCGAUGACAUUUCAUAUGGCAUGACCACGCUCUUGGACCGCCAAGAUGACCUAGAGCAACACCGCGCCCUAUCACCUCCAUCUUUACUUCCAGCAUCUCUCUUCCAUGACUUGGGAACAAACCUCCAAGGCCUCCUGACAGACAUGAUAUCUUUCUCCCGCAUAGUCAACGAUGCCGUGUCGGGGCUCCGACCUACAUUUAGCGGCUACACGAUGCAUUGCACACUCCUCGUCCUGGGAUAUCGUCUCGUGGGCAUCAGUCCACUAGCCGGUCCCCGACCCGACGACCACCUCGUAGAUACUAUCCAUCUCGGCCUGGCGGCAUUCAUGGUGACGUUCCUACGAAGACUUGAUCGGAAGAUUGCGAAGAUGCCGCUUUUGUCUAGCGUCGCUCGCACGGCAUUGGAUAAACUCUAUCUUGAUGAGAAGGGGGCACAGGAGAAUCAGGAGGUCCUGUUGUGGUUCCUUUUCCUUGGUGCGGCGUCGGUUUUUAGGGGCGUGGAUCAUUCUUCGUGGUUGGUUCUGAAGGCGCGGCAGACGCUGAACGCUUUGGAUCUGAGCUCUUGGGGAGAUAUACAGGAGGUAUUGGUUAAAUUUCCUUGGGUCCAUACGCUUCACGAUAAAGCGGGCCGGGAGCUUUGGAAUCGAUGUUCAUUAGCAGAAGUAUGA